This is a messenger RNA of Gavialis gangeticus (Gharial), 4129 nucleotides long. It is a transcript of the gene STEAP3, whose product is annotated as STEAP3 metalloreductase. The transcript is spliced from 5 exons. NCBI's taxonomy places the organism in Eukaryota, Metazoa, Chordata, Crocodylia, Gavialidae. Gene Ontology annotation, molecular function: cupric reductase (NADH) activity; ferric-chelate reductase (NADPH) activity. Gene Ontology annotation, biological process: copper ion import. Gene Ontology annotation, cellular component: endosome; plasma membrane. The record is from RefSeq and is a predicted model, not a curated record. Bases 362 to 1867 code for a protein of 501 amino acids.
UGCAAGCUUUUGGGUGUAAUAUCUCUCAUUCCCUCAAAGCCUCCAUGCUGGCUUUGGGCUUUCUCCUGAUCUAGCAACCCAUACAUGGAUAAGAAGGCAUAACGAUAAAUAGUUGAUUAUUUAAUAUUUGCUACGGUAACACCUAGAGGCUCCUCUCAGUUAUCGGGAUCCAGUGGGUAAGGUACUGUGCAUCCUCCAAAACAUUUCCUGCCCACAAAUGCUCAUAACGGAAAUAUCAUUUUCUGCUUUUCCCCCUUCCUAGACUGUCCUCAGCCAGGCAGAGAUGGCAGUACAGAUUUGCAUGGUGUUUCUUAGGCAUGUAUGAAGACGUGCCUGGAACAGCAAACAGCUAGGCAGAGACAUGGAUGUGACCUGCAAGCAGGCAGAGGAAGUGGUAAUGAUGUCUGGAAGAGACAUGGCCAAGCCACUCCUAGGCCGUCGGAACGUGGACAAUGACCCAAACCUGGUGCCCACGGUCGGCCGCACCAUCGGGGUCCUGGGAAGCGGCGACUUUGCACGCUCCCUGGCCAUUCGUCUGACAUUCUCGGGUUUCAAGGUGGUGGUUGGAAGCCGCAACCCCAAGCGCAAAGCCAGCCUCUUUCCGUCGGCCACAGAAGUGACUUUCCAGGCCGACGCAGUGAAGAAGACCGAUAUUAUUUUUGUGGCCGUUUUCAGGGAACACUACUCUAUGCUCUGCGAGCUGAGUGACGCGCUGACGGGCAAGAUACUGGUGGAUGUCAGCAACAACACCGAAAUGAACCUCCACAAAGAAUCAAAUGCGGAGUACCUGGCUUCCCUCUUCCCAACGUGCACUGUUGUCAAAGGAUUCAACGUGAUAUCAGCAUGGACUUUGCAAUCAGGUCCCAGAGAUGGAAAUAAGCAGGUCUUGAUCUGCUCCGAUAACCAAGAAGCCAAACGCGCAGUUGCUGAAAUCGUUCGUGUCAUGGGCUUCACCCCUGUGGACAUGGGCUCCUUGUCUUCAGCCUGUGAAAUUGAGAACAUUCCUCUGCGCCUCCUCCCAGCUUGGAAAAUCCCCGUCUUUCUGGCCCUGGGCCUCUUUCUCUGUUUCUUCACCUAUAACUUGGUCAGACAAGUGAUACACCCCUACAUCAGGGAGCAGAAGAACAAGUUCUACAAAAUCCCCAUUGAGGUGGUCAAUACCACGCUGCCAUGUGUGGCCUAUGUCAUGCUGUCACUUGUCUAUCUGCCUGGGGUCCUGGCAGCCUUGUUACAGCUGUACCGUGGCACGAAGUACAGACGCUUUCCAGACUGGCUGGACCAGUGGCUACAGCACAGAAAGCAGAUUGGUCUCCUCAGCUUUUUCUGCGCAGCCCUGCAUGCUGUAUACAGCCUGGCCUUGCCCAUGCGCCGGUCUCAUCGGUAUCAGUUAAUAGAGACAGCCGUCAAACAGGCAAUGGAGAAGAAACCUGAUGUGUGGAUAGAGGAGGAGGUCUGGAGAAUGGAGAUUUAUGUCUCUUUUGGAAUAAUCGCCCUGGGCUUGCUGUCAUUACUCGCCAUCACGUCACUUCCAUCCAUCGCCAACUCUCUCAACUGGAGGGAAUUCAGUUUUGUUCAGUCCACCCUGGGAUUUAUUGCUUUGGUCAUCAGCACCCUUCACACGCUCACCUACGGAUGGACAAGGGCCUUUGAUGAAAACCAAUACAAAUUCUAUUUGCCUCCAACCUAUACCCUGACACUACUGGUGCCAUGUACUGUCAUCCUUGCUAAAGUCUUCUUUCUCUUGCCCUGUGUCCGCCAAAGACUGCUGCGUAUCAGGAGGGGCUGGGAAAAGGGUAGGUAUGUGAAAUUCACCCUGCCCAGCGCGACUGGGGAGUUUUCAAGUGGGGAAACUUCCAGUAAUGUGUAACAAGGCACUUCUUCUUGGGGAAGAUAACAAAGCACUAUGAAGAUUUCUAGAGUUCAGCUGUAUAUGUUUGGUAUAAUUGUAUUGUGGGUAACUAUAGGCAUCUUCAGUGACUUUAGAAAAAUCAAUUACCACGGAACUAGUUUAUGCAGAAGUAUUUAAAGUAUAUUGCUGAUUUCCUAGUAAAGUGUUGCCUUAAAAAUCACCAUGACACUGGAGCUAGCUGCUCUGAAUAUAGACAGAAUGAAUACUAAGGAAGUCCAGAGGUUGCAGUGGUUAGUUGGGAGUAUAGAUGGUGGUACGCUGUACUGGUAAUUCUCUAUUGCAGCCCCAUAUACACCCACAGGAUUUAAAUGCUUAUUUCAAGUGGGAGGGGGCAUAGACUUUCUUCUUGCCCGCGCUCCACAAGGACAAGGAAAUCCAUCUCUAGAUGACCCAAGGAAAGAAAGCCUGAAUCUACUGAACUGAAAAGAUGGCUCUGAGAUGUGCAGUGGGGUUUUUUUGUUUUUUAUGUUUUUUUCUUUCCCCAUCACUGGGGAGUGGACAUGAAGGUGAAUGAGGACAAGGUAAGUUUUGGCCUUAACUGUUUCAGGUAUGCAGUAGAAAUGUCCAGGUACUUUGCGAGUUGCUGGAGAAGCUUCUGAAGCUGACCCAGGGACUCAGCAAACUAGAGAGCAAGUCUAACUAGCCCCUACUUUUGAGGGCAAACAGGGCAUUUCUACUUCUGCAAAUAGUGUCAGUGUAGGUGCAUUUAAAUGGAUAUGGGAAAGAUGAUCUCUUUCCAAAGGUGGUAAAAGCAUUAGGUUCUGAAAGUCAAUAAUGUGCCUGAAGUGCAUUUAUACCUUAAAAUAAUCCAUGGGAGCCAUUACUGUCACAUGUUCUCAGUUUUUAUGAAACCAGAGUUGUAUGCAUGACCUAGUAGCGGAAAAAACACAGACCUAAAUUUUCCAAAAGGACUCGCAGCCUUGCAAUACUAAUUCAGAGCAUUGGGGAACUAGUGGCUAGCAGAGCAAAAUGCAAGAACUGAGGUCAGGUGGUUCAAAACUACACUCUCUAUUGGAUCCAAAACAUUUCCAACAGUUUCUACAGCAGCAGCUUUCACUACCAAUGAAGACAAGGCAAAACGUUCUUAUCAAGGAUGCAACUUGUUAUUCCAUCACCAGGUCUCAAUCAUGGAAAGGGCAGAGAUCAGUGACACAUGAUGCGCCUAAUUCUCCGCAGCCCUGCACACUGAAAAAUUCUUCAGGGACAGGUCCAAGGGACUGAAUAGAUUGAUUUUGAUGGAGGUUGGGGGCCUAAAUAUGAGUUAGGCUUGUUUUGCACAGGGCUCAUGGCCACAGAGAACAAUGGAGAACUAAAUCAUAUUGUUCUCUCUCUUCCCUCUGUUCGCCAUCCAUUUGAACACUUGGAGCCAGGUCCAGUUCUGCCUCUUAGACAUCUCAAUAGGCCUAGACACCCAGGAGUGAUCCUGCAUGAGCCCCUAAAAACCAUUAACACAUCUACUUUGGUAACAGGCUGCUACCAAGCUGUAAGACUGUCACAGAAAGCAGCAAAGAGAAGGACAGACUCACGUUUUGCAUUAAUGGAUUGUCAGGGUCUUGAGCAGAGUGGAAUAGAAUCCCACUUAGACACAUCACUUCACUUACACAUUUAGUAGCUGCAUAAGGAUCUGGCUCCUGCCCUUUAUCACAAUGAUCCUUCAGCCUGUGGGCAGUACAGAUUCAUGUUCCACCCUGAAUGGCAGUAAAAUGUCAUCUCAGGUGCUUUACAGAUUUGCAGGGCGAGGCAGUUGAGAGCUAGAGACACAGGGAGAUUGUCUUAGGAAACAUAUGAUAGGAACUGGUUGCAAUAGCUUGGUUUUCCUACAAAAGAACAGAAUAUAUAGGUCAGUGCUGGAUAGUGCCUAGAAGACACAUGUUAAAUACCUCAACAAUGGGAGGAUUUUUAAAAGCAGCAGUGUAGCCUUAAAGUGUCAGCAACGGCAAUGACUUUCCAACUCCACAGACCAGAGAUGAUAACCCAGAAUUUCAGUUGUUUCAAAAGGACAGCAUUGAAAUCUCUAAACAAUCCCUUUUUUCUUACUAAAUAAAAGGAAAUGAGGGUAAGUGAGAGAAAAUGAGGAUUUCACCAUCAAUAAUUUGGUUGUAAGACGGGAGGUGUUGUGCAUUCCUGCUGUGUCUUUCAGGGCAAAUCGGAUUAUCCCGAACCUCUGUGCUCCAAUUGUAAUCUGCUAAAAUUGCUCACAAAAGCAAAUAGACUUGGCAG